ACACACACACACUACAGAUUCUAAAAGGCCAGCCUCGUGGGAGAGAGAGCAAUAACAGAAUCUGGAGAGACAACAUUCUCAAUCCUGACCAGAACAGCAGCCAGACUAAAUAAUGAAGGCUUUCCUGGUAGCCUUGCUCCUGAUGAUGACAGUGGCAAAUGGAUGUGCUCUGAAGUGCAGACGCUGUGUUCCUUCGGUACCAGGCGGAAGAUGUACCGUAUCCACGGAGACCUGCUCCUCUAACAUGGAUGCCUGUGUUGCCGCCCGCUUCCUCAUCUCCCCCUUCUCAUACUUCAACAGGUGCAUUAAAAUGAGCGACUGCAGGAUCCUGCAGAGGAGCCCCUACAUAAAAGCCAACUGCUGCCAGACAGACAUGUGCAAUAUCUCCAGCUUUUAGAUGUCCAGAUCCCUCCUGAGUGUCCAAGACCCCCCCCCCCCCACACACACACACACAUACGCAUGUGCGCGGAGACACACACCCCAAUACACACACACACACACACACACACGCACAUGCGCGGAGACACACACCCCAAUACACACACACACACACACACGCACAUGCGCGGAGACACACACCCCAACACACACAUACACACACACACACACACACACACACGUGUGUGGAGACACACACCCCAACACACACACACACACCUUAGAUUCUUCAGGAGCCAUGUCAUACCUCCAGCCUGUAGAUGUCAAGAUCCUUCUGCACCGGUUCACUUGAAGUCAUAACCUGUCAUAUCAGAGAAUGUUUGAUACGCUAUGUGUUUGUUGAAAGCCAUGUACACUUAAAUGUUAAAGAAUGUUUGAUACACUGUGUUUGUUGAAAGCCACGUACAUUUAAAUGUUAAAGAAUGUUUGAUACGCUGUCUGUUGAAAGCCACGUACAUUUAAAUGUUAAAGAAUGUUUGAUACGCUGUCUUUGUUGAAAGCCAUGUACAUUUAAAGACACAGUACAAAUAAAGUGUCUGCUUUACAACAUAA
This is a messenger RNA of Alosa sapidissima (American shad), 990 nucleotides long. Its product is annotated as CD59 glycoprotein-like. Bases 113 to 397 code for a protein of 94 amino acids. NCBI's taxonomy places the organism in Eukaryota, Metazoa, Chordata, Actinopteri, Clupeiformes, Clupeidae. The record is from RefSeq and is a predicted model, not a curated record. The transcript has 4 exons.